Messenger RNA from Miscanthus lutarioriparius, 450 nucleotides. The record is from the annotation of a GenBank genome assembly. NCBI's taxonomy places the organism in Eukaryota, Viridiplantae, Streptophyta, Magnoliopsida, Poales, Poaceae.
AUGGAGCUCUCCUCUGCUCCAAGAGAAAGCAGAGCAGAGCAGCUACUCUGCUCCAAGAGAAAGCAGAGCAGAGCAGAGGAGAGCGCCUGGUUGCCCGAGCGAAGUAGAGCAGGGGGCGGCGAGCAAAGCAGAGGGCCGCGCCUGGUUCCCCGUGAGAAGCUGAGCAGGGGCGGCGAGCAGAGCAGAGGGCCGCGAGCAGGGGCGGCGAGGCAGAGCAGAGGGCCGCGCCUAGUUCCCCGAGUGAAGCAGAGCAGGGGCGGCUUCAACCAGAGGGCCGCGCCCGGCGUGGGGAGGGGCAGCAGGUGGCAGCCAGGGGAGGUGCGGCGUCCACCGGAGGCCGCGGCCAGCCGGAGCGGGCACACGCGCACGUGCGGCCGCCCGACGGCUGAGGCUGGCGCACGCGUGGCUGCGCCCGACACCACUACUCACGCGGCACAUCAGACAGUCUGA